AUGAGCUGUAAGGCCAAGGCCAAGAUGAGGGGAAUCCUAAUCCUGGGGCUGCUGUUGGCUACUCCCAGCUGCCUUGGCUACUUUGAGGACCUGGUCAAGUGCUUCCAGGACCCCGAGUAUGAGUCCAUCCUUGUCACGGCGCAGAAGGGGCUCCACGCCUCCCCGCUGCCCAAGCGUGUGGUAAUAGUGGGAGCUGGCAUGUCAGGCCUGGCAGCUGCCAAGGCCCUACAAGAUGCUGGCCACCAGGUAACCAUCCUGGAAGCCAGCCACCACAUCGGGGGUCGAGUUGUCACAUACAGGAAUGAGGAGGAGGGCUGGUACUAUGAAUUGGGGCCCAUGCGAAUCCCAAAGUCCCACAGGCUAGUUCAUACCUACAUCAAGAAGCUUGGCCUGAAGAUGAACAAGUUCAUAGAAUAUGAUGGUAACACCUGGUACCUCAUCAACGGACAACGUUAUCGCACCAGGGAUGUCAAGGACAACCCAGAGCUCCUAGGCUACUCCACGAAACCAAUGGAGAAGGGCAAGGAUGCUACUAAUCUCUUCAACCAGUCCAUCACCAAGCUCAAACAAAAUCUGAAAAAUUUCAACUGCAGCCACCUGGUGUCCUUUUAUGAUUCCUACUCCACCAAGGCUUACUUGCUGAAAGAAGGGGCGCUGAGCCAAGGAGCGGUAAAGAUGAUCGGGACUGUGAUGAAUGAGGAUUCUGGAUACUACAAGUCCCUCCUAGAGUCCCUGCGGACAGACUUCAUCUUUUCCAAGAAGGACGAACCAGGAGGGCUGCCGGAAACCCAGCAAGGGGGCCUGGUGCCCACACACUCACCCCUGCCCUCCGCUCACCCCUGCAGCUUUUCUGAGAUCACUGGUGGCUUCGACCAGCUCCCCAGGGCCCUCAGCACCAGCCUGAAGCCUGGCACCAUCCACUUGGGCUCCAAGGUGGAGGCAGUGGUGAGGGACGGGCCUGAGGUCCAGGUUUCCUACCGGGCAGGUGAGCCCAGCUCCGCGAAGCACAACCUCACUGCGGACUUCGUCAUUAUCUCGGCCUCAGCCAAGGCCACGCGCCUCAUUACCUUUAAGCCACCGCUCUCUCCAGACAAGGUGGAAGCGCUCCGCGUGGUGCAUUACACCAGCGCCACCAAGGUGGUUCUGGCCUGUAAGGAGCCCUUCUGGGAGCGGGAGGGCAUCCGGGGUGGGGUGUCCGUCACCGACCGGCCCUCGCGCUUCAUCUACUACCCCAGCCACAGCCUCCCCAGCGGCAAGGGCGUCCUGCUGGCCUCCUACACCGUGGACGAUGACUCCCUCUUCUUCAUAUCCAUGACGCACGAGCAGGUGGAGGAUGUGGUCCUGGAGGACCUGGCGGCCGUGCACCAGAUACCCAAGGAUGAAUUGCGGCGCAUGUGCCCCUCCUCUGUGCUCAAGCGCUGGUCUCUGGACCCCCUCACCAUGGGCGCCUUCGCUGAGUUCACACCCUACCAGUUUACGGACUAUUCACUGCAGCUCUUCCAGCCUGAAGGCCGCAUCCACUUUGCAGGCGAGCACACCUCCAUGCCCCAUGCCUGGAUAGACACUGCUAUCAAGUCCGGCCUGCGGGCAGCCAGGAAUAUCCAGGCUGCCGUGGACGAGGAGGCCACCGCGAGGCAGAAGACCUUCACUCAUACCCAGAAUCAUUUCUCACCCUGA
Molecule: messenger RNA, 1677 nt
Organism: Acinonyx jubatus (cheetah)
Lineage: Eukaryota; Metazoa; Chordata; Mammalia; Carnivora; Felidae
Product: L-amino-acid oxidase-like
Exons: 7
Coding region: 1-1677 (558 amino acids)
Biological process (GO): amino acid catabolic process
Molecular function (GO): L-amino-acid oxidase activity; polyamine oxidase activity
Source: RefSeq, a predicted model, not a curated record